This is a messenger RNA of Zychaea mexicana, 2061 nucleotides long. Its product is annotated as ELMO/CED-12 family-domain-containing protein. Bases 1 to 2061 code for a protein of 686 amino acids. Lineage: Eukaryota; Fungi; Mucoromycota; Mucoromycetes; Mucorales; Lichtheimiaceae. Gene Ontology annotation, biological process: cell motility; actin filament organization. The record is from RefSeq and is a predicted model, not a curated record. Gene Ontology annotation, cellular component: plasma membrane. The transcript has 7 exons.
AUGUCCAGCUCGUAUGAAUUUGACUCUGCACCGACGCCUGAAGAAGCCGAGAAAUUGGUGAAACGCAUGUCGGCCGGUGCGACACUCGCAGACCAGUCCUCGGGCAACACGGCUGCGACCAAGGACGACAAAGUUCUUAAAAUUGCAACCUUUUCAUUGCAAAAGUACCUCAAGGAACCCGAGUUUGCAGCAGAGUUUUUGGAACGAGGCGGGUUAGAAUCCCUUUGCGACAUUAUUGGCAAAGUGAGCGGCAACACGCUCGCUUAUGCAUUGAAUUCAUUUACAUCGCUCAUGAAUCAUGAAGCCAGUUGGAGCUCAUUGACCGAAGACUUUAUUGCCGACAUUGCCCAUAUUCUUGUCACCGAGACGUUGGUGACAAUCUGUCGUCCAGCAACAGCCAUUCUAAUCAAGGUCGUCUGCGCCGAACGUUCGUCUGCUUUUAUUAUCAACCAUGACGAGAAUGUCACCGGCUAUUCUGCUCUGCACAAGGUGCUUCAGCAAGAACCAAACUUGUUUCCAACUCUGAUUCAACGGUUGCAGAGUCCAGAUUAUGCACUUUGCCUAAACAGUUUGACGCUGAUUACAUCCAUGUUGAAACACGUAACCGACGAUUAUCGAAGCGAAUUGCUUGAGAAUAUCGAUAAUAGUAAUACGCGGAAGAAUGUCUUGCGACUCAUGAACAAUCAUCCCUCGGAAGAACUCAAGGAGCAACUGUUGGAAUUUCAGUCGGCGAUGAUCCACAAUGCCGAUCGCAGGAGGAAAACUCAAAUUUCAAUGUAUAACGCGCGUCAUGCCAAAAUGCUCAAUGACAUAUGGGAAGCUGCACAUGUCGAUAGCAUCAACAUUCCCGGCGCACGGAAAUGGCGUAAGCUAGGAUUCUCUUCAGAAGUACCACAUCGUGAAUUCGGCAGAGCUGGUGUGUUUGGGCUGGAAAGAAUGCAUGCAUUUGCCCGCCAAAACCAGGAUUUGUUUGCCAAGAUGAUUUUAGAACAACUUCAUCGACAAGACGGGAAACGGUGUCCGUUUGCCAAGGCAAGCAUUGAAAUUACAGAGUUAUUAUGUAGUCAUUGGAAUAUUACCACUGGAUAUAUCGCCGCAGAGUUCGAGCCGCUGCUACUUAAUUUCGAUCACGUCCAUUCCACAACGCUACAAUGUUUCUAUCGUCUCUUUCAAGAUAUGGAAGCAACAACUAGUGACUUUUCAAAGGUGUCAGCACUUGUACGAAGUCAGUUGCGUGCAACGCUCAAGAGCGAUGGCAUCAAGGACAUUUUUGAGUUUGAUCGGGUCAUGAUGGGCACACCAUACUCCGUUAUUCGGGAUCGACGAUUAAAAGAACUCGAGUGGGCCGAUGAUUUACUUGGACGUGAAGCUAUACGGAACCUCCGUAACCGCUUAAACAAGCAAUCGUUCGAUUUCAUAAAACGACAACGCAUCAACUGCUUAUUACAAGGCGCAUGGUUCCCAUGCCCACAAUCCAACCAACGCAUUGUUGCCAUGGCAACUGGCAACUCGCUAAGCACGAGCACAUCAACAAGCGGAGCCGCAGGCAACAACACAUUGAUGACAUCCUCUGUCGGCAAACGUUGGCGUUACUACAAGCUUAGUCCAUCCAAAAAAGUACUGCUAUACGGCGAUUUUGCAGAAAAGUACCCGCUGGUCAUGAGAUCUUGCGACAAGCUUCCAAACAAGGUCGACCUGGCCAGUGUGUCCGAGAUCAAACCAUUCAGUCGAAAACCCUCCAAUUUCAACAAUACUUUGCUUGGUGAAUCAACAUCCAGCCUAUCCUUUGCCCUGUUUUCUGAUAAUAAUGUACCCCUAGCCGAAUUUAUCUGUUCGUCUUCUGCACAAGCUUCCGAGUGGAAAGACGGAUUCAGUAUGCUGCUUGAUAAAGGUAUCACGAGCAAGGACACGGCCGAGUAUUUGCACUCAUUGACCGAAAUUGGCGUCAAGGUGAAGCUGCUUCAAAUUGCAGGGGAUAGAAUUGAGGUGCCUCAUGGCCAUAUAGACGUACCGCCUGUUCCUGUAGGUCUGGGAUCAGGCUUCUAUUAUACUACAGAUUAG